This is a messenger RNA of Fonsecaea erecta, 1506 nucleotides long. RefSeq lists its product as hypothetical. The record is from RefSeq and is a predicted model, not a curated record. The coding region runs from base 1 to 1506 and encodes 501 amino acids. NCBI's taxonomy places the organism in Eukaryota, Fungi, Ascomycota, Eurotiomycetes, Chaetothyriales, Herpotrichiellaceae. The transcript has a single exon.
AUGGAUUCUGAGGAACGUAAGUCCUGCGUCCGUCAUCACACCGCCGGGGCGGAAAGUCGCUCUCGCUCCCCCUUGUUGGAUAUGAACAAUGAAGAACAAUUGCCCUGUGGACCACUGACAAACUUCCAUGUAAACAAUGUCCAUCUCAACUUCGUUGAACGGUGCAUCUUGCAAUCUGAUUCUGAUUCAUUUGACCAAACCCUUCCAUCAUCCCCCCUUCCACAGGAAUCAGACCACGUGUGUGACGAUUUUGCAGCCCAGGAACUCUGGCAAGAGGUACGCGAAUUCUGUGACUACAUCGACCACGACGACGAAGAAGGAGAAGAGGAAGAAGAAGAGGAACCCCUUCCAAUGGCUCGACCUUCACUCCGUGAAUUUCUUGCUACGAGCAACAUCAAGAUACAGAACGACAAUAUGCCCUACACAACUCCAGCCAAGCACUUCAGUAUGCUCGAUACACAGUUGAUCCUUCCCUCUCUCACUGAAAACAUCGACCUAUCUGCCAUGAAGGACGAGCUGAUUGCAAGAGCUACCUCGUGUUUUGGUCCUGCCUUUGCCCAUCAAGUGCUUGAAGAUGUCUACCAUCCCAUCAUGUCAACAACGAAAACCGUCUACAAAGUACCCAAUGCACUUCUCUCCCUUGACGCGUUACGCUCUGAGAACACCUCUCGCUUGCCAGUCAAACAACUCAAAGAAAAUGUGUCACAGCCCAACGCAAUAGUAACAAAACCAUCAAUCCGCGGCUCAGCUAUUCCACGCGCAGCAACGGCACUACGCAUCGCCACUCAAGUUCCCAAGAACCCUCGACCAGGCAACACCGGACAACCCUCUCUGCGGACAAUGCAGACACAGCAGACGGAGCGGACCCAUCCUACCCCAAACGCAUUGAUCCAACCCUUACCACUCGGCCUGUCGAUCGGCGACCUCCUCACGGGCAUGCUCUUCGGACAUGACACAUUCUGGCUUAGGCUUCCAUUUCCGAGGUCGAGCUCGAUACCAGGUGUCCGUGUGUCCAUUGGGGCAUCGUUGGCGGCAUUUCCCUACUUGACCAUCCUAAAGGCCGGCAAAUCUUGGGACCCGAACGAUGUAGAAGCGAUAGCUGCCCUGAUCUCCUCUUCUAUCCUAUCUGCCCAAGUCAAAGAACUCCAAGAAUGCCAAGAACUCAAAAAGACAGAUUAUGAUGCCGAACUGUGUCACAAUCUACGCCAUUACACCAUUGUUCUGAAUUCCAUGAGUUACUUCACUGUUUACAUGACCGAGCUAACGCAUGGUGCCAGUGCCGGAUAUCUCAUAUCGACCCUUUUUCAUGGUCCGGUCUUCACAAACCGCGGGACCUUCGAGAUGUGGCUUCGCGGAAUCCAUGGAUGGGCUACCAAGACCUGGAAACCUAUGAUGAUCACUGCAUUCUUCUCGGAGGAUUUUGUAUCCGACUUGGAGGUCGGUGAUGAUGUCGGAGAGGAUGCGCAACACGUCAAGGAGGAAUGGGCCGGGGUCGAAAACAUCUGA